Sclerotinia trifoliorum is the source of this 1183-nucleotide messenger RNA. Lineage: Eukaryota; Fungi; Ascomycota; Leotiomycetes; Helotiales; Sclerotiniaceae. The record is from the annotation of a GenBank genome assembly.
UUAUAAUAUGAACUUGGGAGAAGUAUCCAAGAACCCCUAAACCCGCUCUGUCUACCUAAACAAUUCCUUUCACAAGAUCUAGACUAAACCACAUAUCAUUGGUCCAGACCAAUCCUCCGGGAACAAACAAAAACAAAAGAACAAGACAAGAACAAGUUGUCAUUUCCUGAAAAUACCAGUCGAACAAUGCGUUGUUUCCAAUAUAAAUUCAAACCCAAUAAUAAUCCAAGUUAUUCUUUUUUCCUCAUCCAUCAUCUGAUCUCAAAUCUUCUUACAACUUCAAUCUUUGACUUCAACACCUGAAACCAAAGCUAGAAACCAGUAAUUCGACAUCCAGAUCUUAAAUCUAACCGCCACCAAGCAAAUCAUUCUCAAGAUGGAUUCCCAAAAUAUCCCACCCCCAAACUCAUCCCCAAACUCAUCCCCAAACCAAUCCCCAAACCAAUCCCCAAAAUUAUCCCCCAGAACCCUUAGCGCCAAGCUAAGUGAGAUUCUCACGAUGACUAACGCUUUCCAAGAUGGUAACACUCGUAAGAGUGCCUCUUCGGAGACACCCGCGGAAUCAUCCCGACUAUCAUCUCCCCCAGCAUCUUCCGUACCUGUGGAUGAUACGUGGACCACUCGAACCUACUUUUCAUGUUCCCAUGAUGAUUCUUGUAUUCUCCUGGGCUGCGUUAUGAUCGAGGAAUUUAUCCAAUCUCUCGAACAAGAAAGCCGAGACGAGACGGAAGUGGGGCUGAUGGAGGGCGCGGUGUUUAUAUUUGAAAAUGCAAGACGAUAUGCUGAGUUAACACUCUUAAUUUACCUGAGUGAAGAGAGGAAUGAUAUACGUCUUGAGGAGGUGAUGAAGGAGAUGAGGGAGGUGGAAGAAAAGCAAGAGGAUGCGCUAAGGAAGUUUCAAGAGAUCGGGGCAAGAAAGAAUUCUGGGGGAGUAUUUUACAGGAGAAAUAGCAUUUGAUAGUAGGUUGAUGCAGACUUUCCUUUGCAGCUUUUUCCUUUCUCCAAUGGACGCUGGCACGUCUUGUCUUUCCUAAACAGUCGAAACGAUCCGAAUCAGAAAUUGAACAAGAAAAACAACGAUUGAUUGUAUGUUGAUCCGAGAUUUUCCUUUUUAGAUUUCUUUUGCUUUCCGACAAAUAAAGAAACCUUUUUCCUAAAUAACAAACAUGUUAAACAAAAUUCU